Molecule: messenger RNA, 982 nt
Organism: Phalaenopsis equestris
Lineage: Eukaryota; Viridiplantae; Streptophyta; Magnoliopsida; Asparagales; Orchidaceae
Product: cytochrome c oxidase subunit 6b-1-like
Exons: 5
Coding region: 117-773 (218 amino acids)
Cellular component (GO): respiratory chain complex IV; mitochondrion
Source: RefSeq, a predicted model, not a curated record
GCUGAGCCAAAACGAAAAAUCUCGAAAGAGGAAAUACCCGCAGUCGGCGGGUCUGGUUUCUUCCGGCCCGCCUUUGACGACUAGCUGUCCGUAACGAGACACCGCAGAGGCCUGUGAUGGCAGAAGCGGAGCAACAGGAGAAGAUUCCGGGUCUGACCGAGCAAUGGUUACUCGUUGAUAAAGAUGAGCUGGACGAUCAUAGCGAUACUUCCAAACAAGGAACUGAGGAAAUUGAUGCAAAGAAAAUUGAUCAAGCCCCAGUUUCAGUGGAGAUUGCUCCUACUGCAAGGGAGAAAGGUGCAAACCCUAACCCAGAGGGAGAAAUAACAACAGUGGAGGAAAAACAAGAAGUGAAGGAAAAUUCCCCUAUCACAAAGGAAAACAGCGUUGCCGCUGAACAAAACACAGAACCAUCAGAGGAAGUAGAAGAAAAGCAUGAACCUGUGGAGACUACCUCUACUGCAGUGGAGAAUAAUGAAAACCCUAGCUCAGAGACAGAGCAAGUGCAAGAAGAAGAAAACGAAGAGGCCAAAGAAGAAACUCCAUUGAUCAAGCUUGAGACUGCCCCAGCUGAUUUCCGCUUCCCAACCACAAACCAAACGAGGCAUUGCUUUACCCGCUACAUCGAGUUUCAUAGGUGCAUAAAUGCUAAAGGUGAAGGAGCACCGGAGUGUGAAAAAUUUGCAAAAUAUUACAGAUCUCUAUGCCCUGGUGAAUGGAUUGAACGAUGGAAUGAACAGAGGGAGAAUGGUACCUUUCCCGGCCCUCUGUAGAAUCUGCUAAUCAUAUGUGUACAAUGCAACUCCUGCUGCUGUGGGUGGAUAAAUAGCAGUUUCUGUGAGAGAUGACGCAUCGCAAGGACGGUAUUUAUUUCCGAGUAAUUUUUUGUUCGAAUAAAAAAAAUUUUGUUCGGUUCAAACGAAAUGACUUGACACAUUCUCAUCCUACUCCCCGCUAAUCCACAAAUUUGGCAAACAAGAAA